UGAGGCAGGUGAGCCCCGGGAGCCGCCAUGGCCGACCCCGCCCUGCCCAUCCGCCGCUCCCGCCGCGAGCUGGUGGAGGCCGUGCGGGACCGGCCCUUCCUCAUCGUCACCGGCGAGACGGGCAGCGGCAAAAGCACGCAGCUGCCCAAGUACCUCUACGAGGCAGGCCUGGCCAAGCACGGUGCCAUCGGUGUGACCCAGCCGCGGCGCGUGGCCACCGUGUCGGUGGCACAGAGGGUGGCCGAGGAGAUGGGCUGUGACCUGGGGGCUCUCGUGGGCUACCAGGUCCGCUUCGACGACUGCACCUCCGAGGACACUGCCAUCAGGUACAUGACUGAUGGGUGCCUUCUGAGGCAGAUCCUGACAGACCCCCUCCUCAGCAAGUACAGUGUCAUCAUUUUGGAUGAAGCCCAUGAGCGGAGCCUCAGCACCGAUAUUUUAUUUGGUUUGCUGAAGAAACUGUUCCUGCAGAAGAAGCCAGCAGGCAGGAGGACAGACAUGAAGGUGGUGGUGAUGUCAGCUACCCUGGAGGUGGAAAAGCUCUCGGAAUUCUUUGGGCACUGCCCAGUGCUGCACAUCCCAGGAAGAAGUUACCCUGUCAAGGAGAUAUUCUGCAACCUGCUGAGCCCCAGGGAUGUGAGCAGCUCUGCCUAUGUCACAGAGGCUGUGAAGGUUACCUUGGAUGUUCACUUGAAUGAACCAGAAGGUGACAUCCUGGUUUUCCUCACAGGCCAAAAUGAGAUAGAAAGAGCUUGUGAUUUGCUUUUCAAGAAAGCAGAAUCCAUCGAUUACCGCUACGAGGUCCACGACCGGGCUGUGGAUGGUCUCCUCAUCCUGCCUUUGUAUGGCUCCAUGUCCACAGAUCAACAGAAAAAGAUAUUUUUGCCAGCUCCCAGAGGCAUCAGGAAAUGUGUGGUCUCCACAAACAUUGCUGCAACAUCUCUGACCAUUGAAGGAGUCAGAUAUGUGGUAGACAGUGGCUUUGUGAAGCAGUUGAAUCAUAAUCCCCGAGUUGGUUUGGACAUCCUGGAGGUGGUUCCCAUCUCAAAGAGCGAAGCCAAGCAGCGAGCUGGCCGGGCUGGCCGGACGUCGGCGGGGAAAAGCUUUGGAUUGUACAGCAGGGAGUUCUGGGAGCAGUGCAUGCCCGAGCACACCGUGCCAGAGAUCAGGAGGAGCAGCCUGACAUCUGUCAUCCUCACCUUGAAGUGCCUUUCCGUGCAUGAUGUCAUCAGAUUUCCCUAUUUGGACCCCCCUGAAGAAAGACAUAUUUUGGAAGCUCUGAAGGAACUUUACCAGUGCAAUGCUAUUGACAGGAGAGGCCAUGUGACAAGACUGGGAGAAUUCCUGGUGCAGUUUCCCCUCCCUCCCAACCUGUCCUGUGCUGUGAUAAAAGCUGCAUCCCUGGACUGUGAGGAUCUCCUGCUUCCCAUUGCAGCCAUGCUGUCCGUGGAAAACGUCUUCAUCCGUCCAGGUGAUCCUCAGAAGCAAAAGGAGGCUGAGCUACAACACCAGGAACUUGCCUCACAAGUGGGAGGAUGCAAUGACUUUGCAACCCUCUUAAAUAUUUUUGAACAGUGCAAAGCAAGCAAGUCUCCCUCAGCCUGGUGCCAGAAAUACUGGAUCCAUUGGAGAGCUGUGAAAUCUGCUUUUAGUGUGGAAAGGCAGCUGCGGGAAAUAACCACUAAACUGAAACAGCUUCCAGAUUUCCCUAAAGAGACAUUUGAAGGCUCCAAAACUGAAAUACUGAGAAGAUGCCUGUGUGCAGGAUACUUCAUCAAUGUUGCUAGGAGAUCUGCAGCCAGGACAUUCUGCACCAUGGAUGGACAUGGCAGCAUAGUCUACAUCCACCCUUCAUCCACACUCUACAACCAGGAGACCCUGCUGGAGUGGAUCAUCUUCCACGACGUGGCCGUCACCUCCAAGAUCUACGUGCGCACCGUGUGCCCCGUGCGCUACGAGUGGGUCAAGGACCUGCUGCCCAGGCUGCACCAGCUGGACGCCUACGAGCUGAGCAGUGUGGCCAGGGAAGAGGUGACUGAGGAGGAAAUAACCAAGUGGAAGCAGAGGGAGGAGCUGAGAAGGCAGUGUGAAAGAGUCCCAGACAGCUCUGCAAGGAAGAUGGAGAGGAGGAAUGAUGACCAAUCCAUCCAGGACGCCCGAGCUCGGUACCUGGAGAGGAAGCAGCAGAGAGCUCAGGCUUUGAGCAGCCCAGAGAAGGAAACGGGGUAACUCUGGGGGCAGCUCUGCUUUGUGGUCAGCCCGAGUGCAGAGAGCACAAACACAACCUUCCCUCUGCUGCAUCCUGCAGGGAAAGCUUCCCAAGCUGAGCUGUGUUGCUGCAGGUCAGUGGCAACAAUUUAGUGGCCUCAGCUGUGGCUGAAGCCCUGAUGCCAAGUGUGGUGCCAAUUCUCUGGCAUUUAUUUCACUUAAAGAGGUCUCAGUGCCGUUAUAAAUUGUAUUUUUCUUAAAGGUCAGUCAGGGUUUAUUUUUGUAAGGAGUGGAACUGUAAGUUUUUUUACCCAUUUUAUUUUGUCUGGUGGUGGUCACACAGUCUUCAUGCUCAGGAAAAUGUGCAGGAAGGGCUCUUUUAAUGGUGGAAGCAGCAGGAUUAAAUCCAAAGGGACAUUUCCCACCUGCAUUCUGUGUUGUUCCUGCCCUGUGCUGUGCUGUACCAGGUACAAAACACAAGGAAAUAAGUGUUGUUCCUUGAGCAUCUGAAAGAGCAAGGAGCUGUGGUGCUUUGUCAUCAUAAAGAUUGUUUCCUUCUCAAUCAAGAAGUCCUGUUUCAUCACCAUAAUAAUCCUAAAAUGCUCCAGGGCUCGAGUGAGGAGUUUGUGUCAGAAUUUCCAAAUUGGAAGAACUUGCUGUGAUUUUUCCUGCCUCAGCUGUGUGCUCUGUGUCACCCUGGGCACUGGUUCAAGUGGUGGUGUAGCCUGAAUGAAACAUUCACCAUUCCACCUCUGCCUCACCUCAAGCAUUUCAGCACUGCCCAGGAUCCCAAAGCCUCCAAAACCUAAGGAUUUUUUUUAAUAUUACAAUAUUAUUGCUCAUAAAGAAAGUGCUGGGUCUGGUAAUUAAUUGUUCCUCUACCUGUGAUUGAUGGGAAAGGGUUUUGUUCUUUCAGGCUUUGCUUUGGAGCAGCAGCACUUGGGCCUGACUCAUCCUCUGCUCUGAAUUUUGCUGUUUAAUUGGAUUUAUAUUUGCAUUGUCACAGCCCCUCAUGAGUCAAAUGCCAUCUGCACCACCCAGUGGGGCCUGAAAUGAGUGCACAGAAUGCCCACUGUUCCUUCCUUGGGGCUAUAAAUCACCUGGCAGAUGCUAAUGCUUGCUGAUUUAUAUAUAUAUAUAUAUAUAUAUUUAUUUUUUUUUUUUUUUUUUUCACUUUCUUCAUAGCAAAAAGUGAGGGAUUUUCUCUCCCUGCCACUGUGUUCCAGGGCUUCUCAGAGGUUUAGAGAUGGGCAAUUUAAGACAAAAAUUAUCUGGGGAAGUAACUGAGCUGCAGAGUAAGAAUUCAGCCAUGCCAAGUGUGAAAGCACACACACAGCCCUGGGCAAAGCACCUGGAGUGCUGAAUUCAUCCCAGAAAAAGAGUUAAGUUUUUAAAGUUUUUACCUGUUUUACGUGCUGGAGUUAAAGUGUAAGUUAA
This is a messenger RNA of Pseudopodoces humilis (Tibetan ground-tit), 3645 nucleotides long. It is a transcript of the gene DHX40, whose product is annotated as DEAH-box helicase 40. The record is from RefSeq and is a predicted model, not a curated record. Gene Ontology annotation, cellular component: intracellular anatomical structure. NCBI's taxonomy places the organism in Eukaryota, Metazoa, Chordata, Aves, Passeriformes, Paridae. Gene Ontology annotation, molecular function: ATP hydrolysis activity; RNA binding; 3'-5' RNA helicase activity.